UACAUUUCAUCAGCCUGUACAAGCAUCCCUCAAGGCUGGCACAGAGGAACAAAGAAGGAGGUGGCACCAGGCCAAAUUAGAAAUCUAAAAUUUUUUAAACAUAAGAAGACAAGAAAGGACACUAAUAGAGAUCAUGCCAUAGAGCAAGAACUCAGGGAACACUUUGAUCCUAGGAAAGCUUGUGACAAAGUGUUAACUAAUGAAAGAGUAUCUGAUUUGCUUAGAAAGAUCAAAGAAUGUGAGCCAUUUUCUUGUGUCCUCAAUUCCAUUGAACAUGCUAAAGAUGAUGGGCUUCCUCGACCACUUAAAGAGAAAGCCUUAGCCUUCAUGUCUGUCAAAACUAACAAGAGCAAAACAUGUGAAGAGAUAGCUUCAUCAUUUCUGGAACAUUGUCAGAUGACAAAUGAUGAGGUAAAGAGAGUAGAAAUUGAAACAAGAGGACAAAGUGGCAAUAAGAUGUGGUUUGAUCAGCGAGAAGGCAGAAUUACUGCCUCGAACUUCCAUACAUAUCACACAAAGAUGGAAUCAAUUUUGAAGUUUAGAAAGAGGGGCAAAAAUACUUAUACCCCUCUGGUAUUCGACAUUUUGAACAAAAGUGAUGACAUUUCUCACUUGCCUCAAAUUAAGUGGGGGAUUGAACAUGAGAUGGAUGCAAUUAAGUCAUUUUUGUCUGAUGUGGCAUCAAAACAUGCAAAUGGGAUGAAUGGGGUUAAACAAUGUGGUCUGUUUGUAAAGCAUGAUUAUGCUUUCCUUGCUGCCUCACCAGAUGGUUUGUUUGUUUGUGACUGUUACAGUCCAGCUAGACUUGAAGUAAAAUGCCCUUUCUCAGUCAAAGAAGAAAAUAUCAAUCUGAAAGCUACAUACAAACGUGUCGAUUUUUUGGAGGAAGUAGAUGGGAGCCCUAGAUUAAAGCACACUCACAAGUACUACACCCAGAUGCAGGUUCAAAUGUGGGUGACUGGAACAAAUCAUGGGUACUUUAUUGUC
Molecule: messenger RNA, 987 nt
Organism: Pocillopora meandrina
Lineage: Eukaryota; Metazoa; Cnidaria; Anthozoa; Scleractinia; Pocilloporidae
Source: the annotation of a GenBank genome assembly